Molecule: messenger RNA, 2012 nt
Organism: Ipomoea triloba (trilobed morning glory)
Lineage: Eukaryota; Viridiplantae; Streptophyta; Magnoliopsida; Solanales; Convolvulaceae
Product: aspartic proteinase-like protein 2
Exons: 10
Coding region: 482-1924 (480 amino acids)
Biological process (GO): proteolysis
Molecular function (GO): aspartic-type endopeptidase activity
Source: RefSeq, a predicted model, not a curated record
UUCCCAGACUCAUAUUGUAGUGAUCAACGUUAGGCAGGUCGGAGUGGCAGAGUGAGAGGUCAAUCUGAAUUCUCGAAGAAAUUGAAUCUCAAAUCUCACCUCACGCUACGUUUCCACCUGAAUUCCAGCCCGAUAACGCCAAUCCACUUGUCUCUAUCACCUUUCUCUCUCUUUCUCUUUGUCUUCGUCUUUCUGCAGCUUUGGCCUCUUGCCUCUCCUCGCCGACCCUUCCGAGGCACACCUCAGAAGGACAAACACAAAAAAUUAAAAAAAAAAAAAAGUACAAUAACCAAUAGAUUGUUAUUGUACGAAACGAAGAAACAAUAAUCAAAUUUUGAUUAUUUUUUUCUUUGUACAAAAAGUAAAACAAUCAUUUGUUCAUUCGUUCUUUUUCUGUGUAUAUAUAUAGGGACAGGGGAUUGUGUAUAGAUGUUGUUGUUGCUGUAUAUUUGAUUUGUUUUAUUGGAGGGUAAUAGGGAGAAUGGCGAUGGUGGAUAUGAGGUUAUUGGUUGGGGCUGUGGCGGUGCUGGUGGCGGUGGCGGAGGGGAAUGUGGUGUUCAAGGUGAAGCAUAAGUACGGUGGGCGUGGGAGCUCUCUCUUGCCGGAGCUCAAAGCGCAUGAUUCCCGUCGCCAUGGACGAAUGCUCGCUUCCGUUGAUUUCCAUUUGGGUGGUAAUGGCCAGCCCACUGAUGCUGCGCUCUACUAUACUAAGCUUUCAAUUGGGACUCCUUCAAAUGACUAUCAUGUCCAGGUUGAUACCGGAAGUGACAUUCUGUGGGUGAAUUGUGCUGGCUGUGACAAGUGUCCUGAAAAGAGCAACCUUGGGAUAGAGUUGAAGCUUUAUGAUAUAAAGGCCUCUUCAUCUGCAAAGACUAUUACUUGUGACCAAGAUCUUUGCACUACCAUGUUCAAUGCUCCUUAUGCUGAUUGCAAGGUUGGAGUGGCUUGUGAAUAUCAGGUUACUUAUGGGGAUGGUAGUGCCACUGCAGGAUACUUUGUUAAAGAUGAGGUUCAUUUUGAUCAAGUAACUGGAAACCUUAAAACAGGACCCAUGAUUGGGGCCGUAGGAUUUGGGUGCUCAGCCAAACAAUCGGGAGAGUUAGGUACAUCUACUGCAGCAGUUGAUGGGAUAAUUGGUUUUGGGCAAGCAAACUCAUCCGUCAUUUCACAGCUAGCAGAAUCGGGGAAGGUGAAAAAGAUAUUUUCACAUUGCUUAGAUAAUCACAAUGGGGGUGGCAUAUUUGCCAUUGGAGAAGUAGUUGAACCCAAACUAAAUUCAACACCACUUGUUGAAAAUGAGCCACACUAUAAUGUUGUUAUGGAACAAGUUGAGGUGGGUGGCAGUGUUCUAGACAUUCGGACAUCUUUUUUUGACUUAGGAAAGAGAGAUAUGAUAAUUGACAGUGGUACAACCUUGGCAUAUCUUCCGGAUUCAAUCUAUUCACCUCUCAUGAAAAAGUUGAUGGAAAAACAAAGUGAUCUGGAGAUUCAUAAACUUGAAGGGUUCAAAUGCUUUGACUACGAUGAGAAUGUUGAUGAUGGAUUCCCUGUCGUAACCUUUACUUUCGCAGAUUCACUUAAAUUGACAGUAUACCCACAUGAUUACCUUUUCCAAGUUCGUGAUAAUGAAUAUUGCAUCGGUUGGCAGAACAGUGGAAUGCAGACAAAAGAUGGGAAGGAAAUGACCCUGUUGGGAGAUCUUGUUCUAUCUGGCAAACUGAUUGUGUAUGAUCUUGAAAAGCAGUCUAUCAGCAUGACUGAAUAUAACUGCUCUUCAAGCAUCAAAGUGAAGGAUGAAGCCUCGGGGAACGCAUAUGCCGUGGGAGCCCAUGAUAUUUCAGUUAGUAAUUUCAGUUGGAGGAACACUAGAAAUGUGUAUACAAUGGGCCUGUUAAUAUACUUCUUGUGCAGUUUGAUGAACUGAUGAGAUGUCACAGACCACACUAACAGGAAGUCCUAUGAUGUCAUGUUGGAAAUAAAAUAAAACUAUAUUAUAUAUUGAGGUGCAGUAA